AUGUCUCUAGAUUUUGGACAUGCACCGACCCAUAUCUCCCACUGCACCUACCUGCUGCUCCAGAACCUCAUGUGCACCGCGAAUGUCGACAUCUACACCCACUACUGGGCGGAUGCGCAGCUGAACGCCUUCCCCGACUUCAGCGUCAACCACAAAUGCCAUGAUUUUGACGCCAUCUGGCGUUGGCAGGAGGAGAACUCGGUCGAUGUGGACGAGUUUGCUGCCAUCCGGAAGCCACAUGAUGCAGCGGCCAGGGUGAUGUCGCAUCGAUUCAAGGAGCUCUUUGGUUGGUACGAUUCCAACCCUGAUGAUGGCUCUGAUAGUGGGAUAAUUGGAUAA
Molecule: messenger RNA, 339 nt
Organism: Aspergillus japonicus CBS 114.51
Lineage: Eukaryota; Fungi; Ascomycota; Eurotiomycetes; Eurotiales; Aspergillaceae
Exons: 1
Coding region: 1-339 (112 amino acids)
Biological process (GO): mycotoxin biosynthetic process
Source: RefSeq, a predicted model, not a curated record